UGUACCAAACAUGUAACCAACACGCACAAAAUAAACACGAGUAUAACCUAGAGGUAACGACUGUCGGUGGCUUAUGCUGAUCCCCGAGCGAGGGGGGGGGGGAGACUCAUCGGCUCUACCAAAAUCCACAUUACGUUCUGUGUCUUCCUUCCUUCCACCUUUUCCCUUCCCAGCGUCUCCGCCUCUGCAUAUUAUUAUGUUCCGCCCCCUCUCUGCCCUUAAUGUAUCCUGGCGUUCGCAGGUACAGCCACACACCGGUCAUUUACUGGGACAGGUGGACACGGAGUCGCCAAGGUGAAACGAACACAGCAGACCUGUAUGAUUAUUGGUGGUCCAACCUGUCUCAAGUGAUCGGACGAGCCUGUUCGCCGGUGUCCUCGCCGACCAUCCAGCGCGCCAACAGAGGCGGCAGGCAAGGUCAGAACUCUCCCUCCCCCGGCUCCACAAGCUGCCCCGACACCUUCAUCAUUAACAGCGGCAGCAGCAGCAACAACGACAACAGCAACAACAACAACAAUAAUAUCUACAACAGCAACGCCGACAGCAUCAGCAGCAACAGCAGCCUGAGCAGCCUGACUGCGUCCAUCACCAGCAGGGAAGGUGGAGAGCAGACAAUGGCGUCCAACAUGUCUUUCGCGGACUGGCGUCAAGCGAGCAACGAGAGUCUUAUGACGACAGCUGAGAACCUCUUGGAUAAUUUAGAGGAUGUAGCUGAUAUACUCACUGAGAUAGACGACAAAUACAUUACGAGCGCAGAGAACGAGGAGGUGGACGACGCGAGGGCCAGCAUCAUCCAGCGGUUCCACGAGGGCGUGGAGUCUGCCCGCAAUGUGGUGGGCGUGCUCAAAAGGGAGAAGUGGCGACUCAGUAAGCGAGAGAUGAGCGUGGAGCUCAAGAUGGGAGAACUGGAAGACUACAAGUCCCAUCUCAGGAGUGAUAUGUCUUCUCUGAACCAAACAGUUGACGCACUGAGCAUGCGCGUGGUACAGCUGGAGAAUCAAUUGGUAGAGGCACAGGAAGUACAAGAAAAUCUGGAGGCGGAAGUAGCCGAACACAAGCGGUGUAUGGAGGACGCCACGCAAAAAUAUUCCGAACUUCUGAAAGAAAAGAACGCAGUGUCCAAGGAACUAGGGACACUGAAAAGCCACACGAUGGACACAUUGAGCAGUGAGAACAGCAUGCUGAAGAACGAGAUCAUGGUGCUUAGGGAUGAGAACCACAAGCUUAAGGAACUGAUCCGCGGCGCUGAGACACACCCACAGCAGAACGAUGACGACCACUUGGCGCGACUGACACGUGACUUUCUCAAAGAACUCUCCAGUCUAGAAGUAGAGAAAACAAUCCACGGAGACGAUUCCGUCGCCGAGCUACAAGACCAAGACAGUAGCAAACUAAAUGGCACAUUGUGAUGUUUUAAAUGGACAAACUGCUGAUCCGACCAUUAGUCCUUUGAACCCAGAAGGCCGGGAAAACCGCCAAGAGGCGCAUUUCUCGGCAUCCCAUAAGGCGGGUGCACCUUUGGCUCAACACUUUCAACUAAUCGAUUAGUCCAGGGACGGGUAUUUGGGAAACGUCGAGACAAUAGACCUAAAGGUACAGGAUUCAAGGGCUUUUUUUAAAGUUAAAGAAACAGAAGCAGUUCUUCUCCGGGCAGGAAGCAUAUGCUGCCGGUGGUUAUCCCAAUUCUCAUAGUUUGAGUUUGAAGUGGAAUGGAUGAUAUUAGUUGAGGUUGUUUUUUAUUAACCUUACAAAAAGGACAGUCGUCUGUCGCCUGAGUUUAGUCAAAUGGUAUAUAGGUUUAUCGCCCCUAUCAACACUAUUAGGUCAUGUAAGAGGAGGGACCUCCGAGUUUAACGCCCUUCUCCGAAAGGACCGAG
Aplysia californica (California sea hare) is the source of this 1877-nucleotide messenger RNA. RefSeq lists its product as uncharacterized. The record is from RefSeq and is a predicted model, not a curated record. The coding region runs from base 222 to 1409 and encodes 395 amino acids. Lineage: Eukaryota; Metazoa; Mollusca; Gastropoda; Aplysiida; Aplysiidae. The transcript is spliced from 6 exons.